AUGGCCAUCGAUGGUCGCAGUGGUCAACAAUUAUGGGUCCGUUACACUCCUCACGAGUUAUUUGCGAUAAUACACGGCGGCGAUCCUCUUAGGAAACCGAAUGAAAGGACAAGACUUGCCGGUCGACUGUUGAUAAUGUCGGCCAAAACAGGUACGAUAAUAUCGUGGAGUUUAGUUCCCGAUAAAUCGGAGAGCUAUUACUCGCCGCAACUACUGGUCCAUCCGGACAGCACUUUGUUGAUACUGUACGGAACGGGUGGUGAGACACACGCCGGCGCUCUCUAUGCCAUCGCUUUUGACGAUUUGUUAAACAAGCGGAUCGAGAGAUCGCGAGUCAUAUAUAAGGACUGUUGCAAAGGAGUUAUGGUUCCGCCGGCGCUCAUCGAUAUUAACGACGACGACGUUCUCGAUAUUGUUAUGUCUUUAUUUAACUCAACGGUCAUUGCUUUCGAUGGACUCGAGUUCAAAGAGCUCUGGAGAGCCGAGUUUCCCACUUCAGAGACUUAUAGCACACCAGCCGUUGGCUUCUUCAACAAUGACACCACUCCUGACUUUGUUGUCCUCAAUAACUUUGGUCCCGGUUUUCCCGUCUAUUAUAGCGCACAGUUAUCAGUUCUCGACGGAAGAAAUGGCAAACAACUGCUGGAAAAGCCAAUAGAUAUGUUGAUCGGCACACAGUCUUCACCACUCACUAUAUCGACAACCACUACAAGAGAUCUCUUUUUAUUCUGGUAUUCUUCGUGCGAUUCUCAGGAGAACGAUGUCAUAAACGCAUCAAAUGCUCAAACGUUUCAAAUAGCACCCGAGCCGGACACUGAACAACAAUUCGCAUAUCAGCCCUUAUAUCAGGAAUACCAAUACAAACGUCAACCCUAUUCGGACAACUCUUAUGAUCAAAAUUAUGACUCACGACCCGUCAGUUAUGACAGAAUUUUCAAAUCGCGCCGAAGGUAUAGAAGACACGUUGGGAUACAUGACGGCGGAGGCAUUCAACGAGUUAUUUCCACUGGUACUUUAGCGCCUCCUCUAAGCGGAGAUAAGGGGACAAUUGACUUGAUAUUUGGCACGUUUUGGUUCCCGGCGUCAAAGAAUGUAAAAUUGCUGACACAAGAGAUGUCUGACUGUAUCUCUCGAUUCAUGGAUCCGAGAGAAGAGAGCCGACAGAGGCUGGAGAGCGACGACACGUACUUCAAGCGAAUGGGUUUCGAUCACGACGCCUAUGAAGAGUCGGUCAAAAACAUGUGCACAAACCUCUACGACAAACGCACCACUAUUUCAUCGCCGGCCGACUCUUUGGCCAACAAUUUGGUCAAAGAAAUGGGAGAAAUGACUUUAUAUCGCGUUAACCUGAGAUGUGUUUCCGAUCAAAAGUAUGGCAAAGUGGGAGCCAUUAAGGAGUUUGACAGCCAGUGGUGGCCAUCCUAUAUGGGCAAAGAUGCCGAUUCUGUGGUCAAUGUUAAUGAUGUUAGUGUUGACCCAAAACAAUAAAUUUGUUUAAAAUGCAAUUAAUUUCCUCCCGAUUUCAAUGUCUUAUAUUAAAUACCAAAACAAAAUCUAAAAUA
This is a messenger RNA of Medioppia subpectinata, 1562 nucleotides long. NCBI's taxonomy places the organism in Eukaryota, Metazoa, Arthropoda, Arachnida, Sarcoptiformes, Oppiidae. The record is from the annotation of a GenBank genome assembly.